AUGAUAAUAGAACAAAAUGAUGUGGAAUUAAUAGCAAUUAAAACUAAAUCUCUACACGAUUUAGAUAAUGAAACGAAUUUCAAUACCAAUGCAAAUCAUUUUAAAUUAAAUAAUAAAUUUAAUACUUUUACUAAAGAUAAAGACAGUGAGUUAUUCAAUGAUCCUGAAGAGAAGAAGGAGGAGGAGUAUGACAAUGAUCAUUAUGAGUCUUCAGUGCGUUUUGUUGAGAUCGAUAAGUCUCCUAAUGGAGCCUGUGGUUUUCACUUGACACGCAGCAAAUGGGAUCCAUAUCCUUGGGUGAGUGCUGUGGAUAAUUUUACACCUGCAGCCAAAAGUGAUUUAAAAGCCGGCGAUUGUAUUUUAGAGGUUAAUGGCUGUGAUGUAUUGGGUUUGCGUAUCACGGAAAUUGCAAAAUUGGUAAAAUCCUCACAACAUCAAGUCACGUUAUUACUCUGGAGUACCAACUGUAAUACUAAAUGUGAUGAAGAGAGUUUAUGUGCGGCACCCAUGCCACGUUCGUUGCAAAGACUAUCGCUGGUGGUGCAAACGGUUUUAAGUUUAAUCGAAUGCCCCGUUUGUCUGGACACGAUAACACCACCCGCAAUGCAAUGUCAAAAUGGUCAUUUGCUGUGUGUCAAUUGUCGUAUACAUGCUGAAAAGUGUCCAGUGUGCCGGGAUCGUUAUUAUCCAAGACCGGCUUUAAUUGCUGAACAAAUACAGUCGGCCAUUACAAGUGCUUUCAAUUUAUGUCGCAAUGAAGAUAAAGUGCGUCAGAAAAUCUUUGGACGGCACAACAGACAACGACAGAUGGUUAAGACAACAUUGGAAUGUUUGCAGCAAAAGCAACAAAAUCAACAUCCACUACAUAAAUCCUUAACGGCAGACACACAACAACAUGGUUGUGAAAAAUCUCUAGAUGUAAAAACUGCAACUGCAACUACAACAAUCAAUAGAAAAUGUGAUAGAAAAGUAACAGACAAGUUUUUCAAAUGUAGCAGUGGCAACCGAACAACAUGCAAUAAAUUUUUAACAAAACUUUUAAACUCCAAAGCAUAUUCAAUGGAAAAUCUAACAAAUGGCCAUAAUAAUAAUAACAAUAGUGCAACAACAGCAAGAACAACUAACACUAACAACAAUUUCAACACUUGCCAUACAACGAUAACGUCUGCAAUAUCUCAACCUCAAUUGUUUGCCAUGCAACAACAGCCAAACAGCUCACACAAACACGAGGGUGAAUACAGAGCUACACAGCAACAGCAGACAUCAUCACCAUUAUCAUCAUCAGUAACAAACACAAAUCAAUUUAACGAUUUUCCCAGAAAUGUUGCAAGAAAUCAUCACUACUUGUUGACACACAAAACUCCCCAUCUUAAUGCUAUUGAAAAUGAUUUGAACAUAAAUUCAAAACUGUGUUGCAAGCAAAUGCCCAACAAUAAAAUGAAACAUUUUUCAUUAUCAUCGGAUACAGAUUUAACGAGAACCAAAGAAAGUAUAACAUGUCUUUUGGAAUCACCCAGCAUAUUUAUGAAUGGCACAAAUAAAAGGCCCUGUCCACCAGCAGUAUGUGAAACAUCAUAUGCCACAAUACCCAGAGCCAUAAAAGUGAGAGAGAAACAUUUUAUACAACGGACCAUGUGUCAAAAUGAUGUAGUACUACAUGGAACCAACAAAGAGACGACGUCUUCGGCAUUGGCAACAAAUUUUCCCAAAUCACACAGUUCAUCAAUGACAUCUUUAAAUUUAAGUUUAACAAUGUCUUCAUCAGCUACUCCUUCUACUGGCUGUUGUUCUUCUUACUGCUGUAGUUGUUCGGCUUCAUCGUCUUCUUCAGUAACUCAAAACUGUCAGUCUUCAUUGUCAGCAUCAACAUCAGCAGCACAUUAAAGCAACGUCUUGUACAUCAUCUUUAUACGUUUAAUCAUCAUCAGCAUCAUCAGUAUCAAUGAAGGAAGCAGUAACAGCACCACAAGCAUUAUUUCUACAAGAAAAUCUGACUAAUUUUCUUCAUCACCUGUUGCUGGCUGUUUAUCUUUCCAUCAUCACUGGCAACAGCACCACUAUACACAAACUUACUUAUUAUAGUAUAGUA
Messenger RNA from Calliphora vicina (urban bluebottle blowfly), 2089 nucleotides. RefSeq lists its product as uncharacterized. Bases 1 to 1884 code for a protein of 627 amino acids. Gene Ontology annotation, cellular component: cytoplasm. Lineage: Eukaryota; Metazoa; Arthropoda; Insecta; Diptera; Calliphoridae. Gene Ontology annotation, molecular function: protein binding; ubiquitin protein ligase activity. The transcript is spliced from 4 exons. The record is from RefSeq and is a predicted model, not a curated record.